UCUUCAUCCUUGUCUUCUUUUUCUCAAUCGUGGAAAUAUGAUGUUUUUCUCAGUUUUAGAGAAGACACUCGCAAGACCUUUGUGGAUCAUCUCUACUCGGCUCUUGUACAACAAGGAAUCCGUACCUUCUUGUUUGACCAAACACUUCUCCACAGUAAAGCCAUUGCUCCAUCCAUUUUCAAGGCUAUUGAAAAAUCAAAGAUUGCUGUCAUCGUAUUGUCCAAAAACUAUGCCCAGUCUUCCUUUUGUUUGAAUGAACUUUCACAUAUUUUGAAAUGCGAGCAUGAGAAAGGCCAAAUCGUUAUGCCCAUUUUCUAUCAAGUCGAUCCCUCUCAAGUCCGAACACAAUAUAAGGAUCAUGGAGAAGCACGUGCGUCUUGGAACAAACACGUUGAGUAUUGGAGAAAAGCAUUUAUGUAUGUAGGCAGCCUCUCUGGAUGGGAAACCAAGCACAUGGCCAAUGGAUACGAAGCCAAACAGAUACAAUUAAUUGUUGAUGCAAUUUCAUUUCAGUUGUUUUAUAACAAAGACCGGGUUGAAAUGGGAACUGAUCACUUCAAGAUUCCUCUACAAGACAAACACUUGCCAUCUUCAUCAUCUUCUUCUUCUCAAUCGCGGAAUCAUGAUGUUUUUUUGAGUUUUAAGGGAGAAGACACUCGCAAAACCUUUGUAGAUCAUCUCUAUUCGGCUCUUGCACGACAAACGAUCUACACUUACCAGGAUGAAGUACCACUUCCAAGAUUAGGUAAACCCAUCACACCAUCGCUUUCAAAAGCUAUUAAAGAAUCACAGAUUGUUGUCGUCGUAUUUUCUGAACAUUAUGCCGAUGAUCCUUGGUGCUUGAAUGAACUUGCAUAUAUUGUGAAAUGCAAGAAUGAGAGAGGCCAACUCGUUAUCCCCAUAUUCUAUCACAUUGAUCCCUCUCAAGUCAUAGAUCAAAACAGGAGAUAUGUACAAGGCCUUGCUAAACAUGAGUCGGAGAACAAAGACGUUGAAUACUGGAGAGAAGCACUUGCAGAUGUACGCAACCUGUCUGGAUUCAUCGCCAAUAACGGAGUACAUGAAGCAAAACUCGUAGAAGAAAUUGUUGAUAAAAUUUCGUAUGAACUGUUUUCUAAUAAAGACCGGGUUAAAAUGGGAACCGAUCACUUGAAGAUUCCUCUCGAAGACAUACUCUUGGCAACUAACGAAUUUGCUGAAGCAAACAUCAUCGCAAGGACUGGAUUUGGGAAGGUGUACAAAGGCCAAUCUAUACGACUUGGCAUCGUUGCCAUAAAGAAAUUGGAUCGUACGUACGGGCAAGGAGAUCGUGAAUUCAUGAUGGAGAUUGCAUUGCUUUCUAUGUGUAAGCAUGAAAACAUCGUCACUCUUGUCGGAUUCUGUGAUGAAGGUGGUGAGAAGAUCCUUGUUUACCGGUACGAACAAAAUGGGAGUCUUGACAGACUUUUACGUAGCAAAGAUCUGACCUGGAUGCAUCGUCUUCGGAUUUGCUUAGGCGCAGCCUUUGGGUUGAAGUACCUUCAUGAUGAUGUUGGACCUCAAUGCAGAGUUCUCCAUCGUGAUGUGAAGAGCGCAAACAUUCUACUGGAUGAGAAUUGGAAGCCCAAAAUUUCAGAUUUCGGGUUGUCUAAGAUCGCUCUUUCAAACGUGCCGCUUUCGGCUCUUGUCUCCAAUCCUUGUGGCACCCAAGGAUACAUCGAUCCGCAAUACAUAGGACAUAGCACACUGACACAAAAAUCUGAUGUUUAUUCUUUUGGGGUUGUACUGUUGGAAGUGUUGUUUGGAAGGGCAGUGACGGUUGCUGAGCAUCCUGAUAAGAAUCAUUUCUCAGUCAAAAUGGCCAAAAGCCAUUAUGAAGAGAAAACGUUAGAGAAGAUCAUUGAUGCGGAUCUCAGAAAGCAAAUGAAGUCGGGUUCCUUGAGUACGUUUUCAGCCAUCGCUUAUAAAUGCUUAAAGGAACAUGGAGAAGAACGCCCAAGAAUGAUCCAGGUCAUAGAACAACUGGUGAAAGCUUUGGAGUAUCAGCAAGAUGUUUGAGCAGUAGCAGCAUAAGGCUUUAUCUUUAUAUAAACUCACACAUAACAACAUCAAUAGCUCAAAUCAUAAUUAUAUGUCUUAAAGAGUGAAUUACACCGUUCGUUUUAGUGUCAUAAAAAAGAAGACAGUGAUUUAUGCAAUAAAAGGUGAAAAGAUCAUACAUGGUGGAACAUGUCCACAUAAUGAUUAUGAAGCCAUGAAAUGCUGAUAGAGGAGCUUGAAUCACUUAUGAUCUCAAAUGUCUUGUCUUCUUCCUUAUCCCAAAAUUUUGAGAGGUAUGUUGUAUCUUUUGCCUUUUUUACUGAAUCA
Cynara cardunculus var. scolymus (artichoke) is the source of this 2346-nucleotide messenger RNA. Its product is annotated as putative wall-associated receptor kinase-like 16. Gene Ontology annotation, biological process: signal transduction; protein autophosphorylation. NCBI's taxonomy places the organism in Eukaryota, Viridiplantae, Streptophyta, Magnoliopsida, Asterales, Asteraceae. Gene Ontology annotation, molecular function: transmembrane receptor protein tyrosine kinase activity; ATP binding. The transcript has 3 exons. The coding region runs from base 304 to 2037 and encodes 577 amino acids. Gene Ontology annotation, cellular component: plasmodesma; plasma membrane. The record is from RefSeq and is a predicted model, not a curated record.